AUGGCGGCUGCAAAGGACGGACUUCUCAACGUGGGCGAACACUGCGCCUACAUAUCUUGCCACAAGCUUGAUUUCCUUCCAUUUAAAUGCCCCGACUGCGACAACAAAUACUGCCUCGAUCAUCGCCAGCCAUCUUCGCACGAAUGUCCGGCCGCGCUAACAAAGCAGGCAAACUCCCAGCCAUCUUCUGCAUCUCCAAAGGGCAGACAACUAGGCGCUCCUCCAACAUCUCGCGAGCAUCCGACGAGCUGUUAUCUUUCUACAUGCACUACGCAAAUCAACACGACGCUCAGUCCCGCCACUCGAUGCCCUGUGUGCAAGAACCUAACCUGUCUUAAGCACCGACUUUCCCAUUCUUGUCCCGGCGCGCCAAGUCAGCCGAGCACGGACAAGAAAGCAAGUGCGAUGGCGAAGUUCUCAGAGUGGAAGAACAGACAGACUUCGUCAAACGCGCAGGCAUCUUCGACUUCGGCAUCUUCCUCUUCGUCGAAAAUAUCCAGCUCGCUCACCUCAUUCCUGAAACCGAAACCGUCUGCCUCUGCCGCUGCGACCAUCGCACGCGCUAAAGCGAUUGCAAGUUUGAAGGCCAACGCGAAAGGUGACGCGGCGGUUCAACCUGCAAAUAGAAUAUACCUCUUUGUCGAAUCCAACUUCUCCCGCUCCACCUCCACCGCAUCUUCAUCGUCAUCAGUAUCAUCAUCAUCAGCAUCACCAAAGACCGCAAAAGCCGAGAUGUGGUUCGGAAAGGACUACGCUAUCGGCAAAGUCCUCGACAAAGCAGCGGCGCGGCUGCAGGUGCCGAACCAGAACAGCAGCAAGGUAGAGGAUAAGGACCGGCUGCGCGUGUUCCACGUCGAAAGCGGGCGCGUGCUUGAGUUUUCGCAGAAAAUCGGCCAGGCGGGCGUCAAAGACGGAGACACGAUCUCGCUAGUGAAGGGGAUCGUUAUGCCGAGUCUGUUGCAUGAUUAA
Molecule: messenger RNA, 969 nt
Organism: Myxozyma melibiosi
Lineage: Eukaryota; Fungi; Ascomycota; Lipomycetes; Lipomycetales; Lipomycetaceae
Exons: 2
Coding region: 1-969 (322 amino acids)
Cellular component (GO): cytoplasm
Molecular function (GO): zinc ion binding
Source: RefSeq, a predicted model, not a curated record